Heteronotia binoei (common prickly gecko) is the source of this 2246-nucleotide messenger RNA. RefSeq lists its product as uncharacterized. The record is from RefSeq and is a predicted model, not a curated record. NCBI's taxonomy places the organism in Eukaryota, Metazoa, Chordata, Lepidosauria, Squamata, Gekkonidae. The transcript has 3 exons. The coding region runs from base 227 to 2158 and encodes 643 amino acids.
GGGUUUCCGGGCCCCAGAACCGGAAUCAGAGGUCAGGACGGUUAUGGCGGGAAUCGUACUCGGAGUCUGAGGGAGUCCUCAAUCAGGAACUAGCGAGCAAAGGUAGUAGAGCUUUGACAUCAGUGACACCAUUAAAUAUAUACAAAACCUACAUAGAAGGGAGCUGAACCUGAAAGUUUGAGUUGCCUAAGGCUCCCAGGAUUGGUUCCCAUCAAAAAUUUGAGAAAUGGCAAGUGGAGGAUGUCCAUCGGACAGUGGAGAAGGUCCUUCUACCAGUGGCAAAGCAAAAAAGAGAAAACACGAAGUGUUUUUUAAAGACGAGUGGCUGAGCGAAAGCCAAUUCAAAAACUGGCUUCGUAAAAAAGACUCAGAAAUAGCAGAAUGCAUUUGGUGCCACUGCUGGAUAUCUGUGCGUUAUCAGGGGAAAGAUAUCCUUACACACCAUGCAAAAUCUAUGCAACACAAAGAGGUGGAGAAACAGAAUAUACUGACACCACUAGUGAACAAACCAGAUUCCUCAGAAGUGAAUCAAGUUAUUGUAGCGGAAGUGGUAGAAGCGUACCAUGGUGUUAUGCACCAUCAUAGUUAUGCAAGUCAAGGCUGCACAAAUAAACUGCUGCCAAGAAUGUUGCCUGAUUCUGGCAUAGCAAAAAAGAUAUCUUGUGGAUGGACAAAAGCUACCAACAUAGUGGAGAACAUUUUGGCACCCAAAUCCAUGGAAUUGUUGCUGGAGGAUUUGGAUGCAGCAUACUUUUUCUCAAUAGGAUGUGACACCUCCAAUAAGGGAAACAGGAAAUUCUUUCCUGUGACUGUUCGUUACUUUUCUGUAACUGAGGGAAUUAAAGAAGGAUUGCUUGGCUUCUAUAAUGACGACGAGGAGACCAGUGAGGCAAUUGUAGCACAACUUUGCAGUAUGCUACAGGACAAUGGUCUUAGUUUGGACAGAGUGUCAUCUUAUGUUGCUGACCAUGCUGCAGUGAAUUUUGGAAAACACAAGUCAGUGUUUCAAAAACUUAAGCAGCUUAACAAGCGACUGAUAGAUGUGGGUUGCAAAUGCCAUGUACUUCACAAUUGCCUUAAAAUGGGGAAGAGAGCGCUGAGUUUUAAUGUAGAAGUCUUUGUCACACAAAUAUACAGCGAGUUCUCAAGCUCAGCCAGAAGUACAGACUCCCUGAGAGCCUUCUUUGAGUUUGUAGAUGCAGAGUAUAAAGAUCUGAUUCAGUGUGGUCCACCACGGUGGUUGUCACUUAUGCCUGCUAUUGAAACGGUACUUCAUUGCUGGUCUGCACUGAGGGUGUACUUCCUGUCAUGUGGGGAAGAAGAAUGUGAAAAAAUUGUGUGGGAAGGAUUCAGUCCAGAAGAGGAGUCAUCUCUUCCUCUGUGUUAUACGUACUUCUUAUACAAUUUGAUGGCAUUGUUCAAUCCCAUCAUGAAAAAACUGGAAAAUACCUAUGUUAGCUGCACAGAACUCCACAGAAUCCUGGAUGACCUUCAUGAAAAACUUAAGCAGAGGAGACGGAAACAGUUCUAUGGAAGAUCUGCUACAGCCAUUCUGGUCAACCUCUCUGCAUCUCAAAGGGAAACAUUCCAAAGAGAAGCAGAUCAGGCAUUCUCAAGGUGCAUUGACUACCUUGAGAAAUGGUAUGAUUUUGAUAUGUCAAUUUUCAAAGACAUGGCAUUGCUCUCACUUGAUAGUCCUGUGAUGUGGGAUCAAUUAGACAAUCUUGUCAACGCUCUUAAUUUUGACCCUGAUAUAAUAGACACUGAUAAGAUAUUUGAUGAUUUCUGCAUUGUAUCAAAAUGCCAAGAAGAGAUUUCCUCACAGGAACAGAAUAUAGACCAGAGAUGGGUAAAGAUGUUCAGGCGCAUUCGAGGCAGUGGUGACAGCCAUCUGUUAAAGUUGGUCUCUUUUGCACUGUCUGUCCCUGUAUCCAAUGCCUAUUCUGAGAAAGUCUCCAGCUUAAUGAUGCACCUCUGGAGCAAAGAAAGGAACCAGCUGAGUGAUAGUCUUGUCAAAGCUGAACUCCAGGUGAAACUGAAUUUCAGGAUGUCCUGUGAAGAAUUCUGCAACUUUAUAAAGUCAAGACCAGAGUUGCUGAAAGCAGCAAGAAGGCAAGAUAAAUAUUACUUUCCUUCUCGAAAGCAGAAAGCUGUAUAACCAUGACAUAUUCUCGUGUUUUGUUCAUGUUGUGCCAUGGACAACUGCUUGUUUUUUGUUCUAAUUGUUAAAUGUUUAAAUUAAAGUA